This is a messenger RNA of Drosophila novamexicana, 908 nucleotides long. RefSeq lists its product as uncharacterized. Gene Ontology annotation, biological process: regulation of transcription by RNA polymerase II. Gene Ontology annotation, cellular component: transcription regulator complex; nucleus. Bases 57 to 707 code for a protein of 216 amino acids. The transcript has 2 exons. The record is from RefSeq and is a predicted model, not a curated record. Lineage: Eukaryota; Metazoa; Arthropoda; Insecta; Diptera; Drosophilidae.
UUUUGAUGCACUGCGGCGCAUGCAUUAGCUAAAUUGUUUGUUUAUUUUUAAGAAUAAUGUGCACGAGUGCAGAAUUUGAUAAUCGUCUUAUUGAGCUGGUGCGCGCCAAUCCCAGUCUGUACGAACGCGAACUGCGGAAAACACCGUACGACGCGCACAAGAAAAAGAAAACGGAACUCUGGUGCAGCAUUGCAACCUCCCUUGAAACGGACGUGAGUACUUGUAUAACACGCUGGAAUUUCUUACGUGAGCGUCUACGCCGAGAGUUGCUUAAGGAACACUCGGAUUGGAGCUUGUUGCCAAAACUGCGAUUCCUUGGACACCACAAGCACUCCGGCAGCAGCGCCCAUCACCAUAAUGAGCACGAGCUGCCGCAGGCUAUGCCCACAUCGGCGCUCAUAAACGUAAAUUGGCGUGCACUCAGCACCGACCAGCUCAUCGAACAGGAUGAGGACGAUGCGCUGCAGGAGGCCAUGGACGAGCAGCAUGUGGCUGCAGUUGUUGUGCCACCGCCAGUCCCACCACCAGCAGCAGCGCCUGCAGCUAUUGCCGCGCCAACGGGCGACGACACGAUGAAACGCAUCGAGGCACUGCUUCAGGGUUUGGGCGCAAAUCGCACCAAGGCAGAGAAGAAAGUUCUGGCCUAUUUGUGCAAAUGCAAUCUGCGAGCGCUCAACGAUGAGCAAAUCGAUGAUAUAUUCAUUUAAAUCACAACGCACUGAUUAGUCCCAAAUUGUAGAGUAUGUCGUUUAGUUGUUGUACGUGAAAAUCGAAGACGAGACUGAAGCAAAAACAACUUCAACUAUGACGCAGUUGGUUGAAGCGUUUCGUCUCGCUGUUGGUCAAAGAGUGCGCGCGCAAGCAAUAACAUGUCCAAUAACCAUGUCUGGCUGCUUUGGGUGGGGUGG